CCCCCGCCCCCAGCCUGGCCUCUCCCGGGCAGCAACAAGUGAGCGCGGCUGGGACAGCAUGGAAGUGCUGACAGUGGAUCGAGCCAACCUGCUCUCUUCCGCCUCCUCUUCCUCGUCCCUCUCCCAGCAAGAAGUAGCCACCAAGAUCAAGCAAACACACCGCCUGACGGUGCUGCUGAAGCACUGCUCUGAACAGCUGCUGGCAGAAUAUGUGCGUCACCAAGGGGAACCAUUCAGCAGUCCAGAUUUCCAACCCCCAGCCAUGGCAGUCCCCGGGCUGCCCUCACCCUCUGUCCCCCCCGAGGCCUGGCUGGCGCUCAGCGACGGAAAGCGGCUCUGGCACCUCGCCGCGGCCUACACCACCCUGCCCGGACUCCUGGGUUCCGUGCUGCAGCAGCAGGCUGAGCUCAACCCUUUGGCUUCGGAGCUGCAUCGGCAGCUGGAGGCUGCAGCCCGUCAGUGCCGGGGGCUGGCCGGGAACCUGGAGGGGAUCAUGGGUGCCUUGGGGGUGCCAGGCCCCCCACCUCCUUCCUCUAGCCUGGGUGGCCCACCCCCCAGCGCCUUCCUGGCUAAGCUGAGCGGGUACCACGUGUGCCGGCUGCAUCGGGACUGGGCCAUGCGGAGCCAUGAGGCGCUCGGGCUUCUCCGCACCAAGUACCCACUGUGAGUGCCUCCAUCCUCCCCUCUGCCCCCCAGAUCCCGCUGCCCCCCACUUGUCUCUCCCCGGAACCCUGGAUACUGCCCCCUCCCCGCAGAUAUCCCCUGCUCCUGUCAACCCCCAGGUCCUGUCCUCCAUCUGCCCCUCAGAUGAUCCCUGCCCCCCACAUGAAUCCCCCUUGCACCUGCCCCCAAGUACCCCUGCUCCAACCAUCCCCCCAAUAAACCUUCUGCUCCCCCAUCUGCCUCCCUCAACCCUCUGCCCUCCCUGCUCCAACUUCUGACUCUCACACACUCUCCUCCCC
Gopherus evgoodei (Goodes thornscrub tortoise) is the source of this 962-nucleotide messenger RNA. It is a transcript of the gene CTF1, whose product is annotated as cardiotrophin 1. The record is from RefSeq and is a predicted model, not a curated record. Gene Ontology annotation, cellular component: extracellular region. Gene Ontology annotation, molecular function: cytokine activity; ciliary neurotrophic factor receptor binding. The transcript is spliced from 3 exons. Bases 59 to 667 code for a protein of 202 amino acids. Gene Ontology annotation, biological process: ciliary neurotrophic factor-mediated signaling pathway; negative regulation of neuron apoptotic process; immune response. NCBI's taxonomy places the organism in Eukaryota, Metazoa, Chordata, Testudines, Testudinidae.